Aspergillus steynii IBT 23096 is the source of this 979-nucleotide messenger RNA. RefSeq names its product zinc finger CCCH domain-containing RNA-binding protein. The record is from RefSeq and is a predicted model, not a curated record. Gene Ontology annotation, molecular function: pre-mRNA 3'-splice site binding; metal ion binding. The transcript has 2 exons. Bases 162 to 791 code for a protein of 209 amino acids. Gene Ontology annotation, cellular component: spliceosomal complex; U2AF complex. Gene Ontology annotation, biological process: mRNA splicing, via spliceosome. NCBI's taxonomy places the organism in Eukaryota, Fungi, Ascomycota, Eurotiomycetes, Eurotiales, Aspergillaceae.
GCGAGACUUCUCCGCACAACUACCUUUGCUACUCCAUCGUCGCCCAUCUCCCUCACUAUCCUGUCCUUUAGUUCCGCUCGCCUCAUCCUCCUACUUCCGUAUCCUCUCCCCUCGGCGACACCCCCAGCGGAUCUGACCCGGGCGCAUUCACAUCAACCACCAUGGCCAACUAUCUCGCGUCGAUUUUCGGAACGGAGCAGGACAAGGUCAACUGCUCGUUCUACUACAAGAUCGGCGCCUGCCGACACGGCGACCGAUGCUCCCGGAAGCACGUCAAGCCGUCCUACUCGCAGACGAUCCUCAUGCCCAACAUGUACCAAAAUCCCGCCUACGACCCGAAGAACAAGAUGAACCCCAGCCAACUGCAGAACCACUUCGAUGCGUUUUACGAGGAUGUAUGGUGUGAGAUGUGCAAGUACGGCGAGCUAGAAGAGCUGGUGGUUUGCGACAACAACAAUGACCACCUCAUCGGGAACGUCUACGCUCGAUUUAAAUACGAAGAAGAUGCGCAAGCAGCCUGCGAUGCGCUGAAUUCGCGCUGGUAUGCAGCGCGGCCGAUAUAUUGCGAGUUAUCGCCGGUGACGGAUUUCCGAGAAGCGUGUUGUCGAUUAAAUAGCGGCGAGGGCUGUGUACGAGGGGGGUUCUGUAAUUUCAUCCACCGGAAAGAUCCCAGCAAUGAGCUCGACCGGGACAUUCGUCACAGCACGAAGAAGUGGCUGAAGGAACGGGGCCGCGACGCUCGCAGCGUCAGUCGCAGUCCGAGCCCCGAACCGACGAGGCGGAGGUAUUAGAAGAGCCAGGCUGGCUAGCGGUUGUUUGAGAGGGAAUCUGCCGUUGUUUCCAUCUGGUGGGCGUUUGGGGAUACUCGCCUUUCUUUUGUCACCUGUACUAUUUCCUUUAUAUUUUUCUAUCUUCUUUCCUGUGCUCAUUAGUAUGAUAUCAAGCUGUGAUUGUGAUAUUCAUGAAUUUCUUUUAUUGU